Ambispora leptoticha is the source of this 300-nucleotide messenger RNA. NCBI's taxonomy places the organism in Eukaryota, Fungi, Glomeromycota, Glomeromycetes, Archaeosporales, Ambisporaceae. The record is from the annotation of a GenBank genome assembly.
GCCUUGCUUAAUUAUCUUAAUUCUGAGCCAGGAGAAAAAUUUUUCCUUUCCGAAGUUUCUAAUGAAAAGAAAAUCGACAAUGCGAAAGAAGUCGCUUGUGUGGUUAUCCAGAAUAAAAAUAAUGAAUACCUUUUAGUUUAUAAUAAAAAAUACAACCAUUGGCAAUUUCCCGGUGGUAAAUUAGAGAAAGGGGAAAAUGCUGAGGAAGCCGCCAAAAGAGAAAUAUUUGAGGAGACUAAUUUAGCAGUUGAGAAUUUAGAAAAAAUUGGUGAAGAAAAUUUUUACAUUAAUAAUAUUUGA